Anthostomella pinea is the source of this 729-nucleotide messenger RNA. NCBI's taxonomy places the organism in Eukaryota, Fungi, Ascomycota, Sordariomycetes, Xylariales, Xylariaceae. The record is from the annotation of a GenBank genome assembly.
AUGCGAAGGAAAGCCGUAUUCCAACGUAUCAAGGGUGCAGAACUUUCAGAUGACGAGGCCAUGAUUUAUGCUAAGCUCCGUGAUGAUAUGGACAUUCUAAUCACAGAUUACCUAGGCGACGCACCGGAUUCGAUCCGGGAUCAGAUGAUGCGUCAUGAUCCCAAGUUUGCUACCUUUCACAGUGCUUACCAAAAUCACAACCUUCAAUUUGACAGCCAGAACGCAUUCCUAGAGGAGGAGAAACAGGUCCAGCUAUUCAAACUCUUUGCCCAUAUCAGUAUCUCGCGGGAUCCUCGCGCAGUGAGAGACAUGAUUCCCGAGGAUAUAUGGAGUAAUCUCCCACCAGACCCCGAGAUCAGCGAACUCGAAGCGCUACGUGCCGAACUCAAGGGCGGCCAGCAUCGACUUGUCAGUAACGAGCAUAAAGCCAAGAUCCGCCAGCUUACCUAUACCAUCUCUUUGAAACGUACAAAUCGCGAUAAGCUUAUUAUCAAGAAAUAUUACAAAGACUACUUCUAUAAUGGUCCUACCCGGGACAUUGAGCGGCAAGCCUGGGGGGAAGAGAAAGAUGAAUACGUAAAGCCAAAGCUGUAUCUAAACAUCCCCAAACGCGCUCGACUGGCUGAGCUGCUGUGCCAUCAACCAGAGCAUUGGAGCCAAGAACGGAUCUCAGAAGCUCGAGUUGAGGUUAUUGACCUAUACGCAGCUCUUUACAAGGUGAUGCACUAG